AUGGAAAAUAAAACAGGCAAAAGAAACGAAUUGCACACUAAAAUCAAUAAAUUUAAACAAGACACAAUUCAAGAAGUUACAUUUUGGAAAACAUUCGGCUUCGUCAUUCAAACUUUCGAACCUAUUGAUAUAAUUCCUGAAACCAACGGAGAUAAAUCAUCAAACAGCGGAAACGAAGGAAAAUUCAUUCCCUCACCAACUGUUGUUCAAAUUGAACACUUUAUUGGACCACAUUACACCGAACCUACAGAUUUCUAA
Molecule: messenger RNA, 258 nt
Organism: Trichomonas vaginalis G3
Lineage: Eukaryota; Parabasalia; Trichomonadida; Trichomonadidae
Exons: 1
Coding region: 1-258 (85 amino acids)
Source: RefSeq, a predicted model, not a curated record